GCCUUAUGUUACGCUGUGUUUUGGCGGCCAUAUUUAUUGACUAAAAGUAAAGUGCUAAAUAACGCCGCGUUCGUCUGCUGUCGCACAACUUCGCCGGUAAAAGAUGAACGCACCACCAGCUUUCGAGUCAUUUUUGCUGUUCGAAGGAGAGAAAAAAAUUACAAUAAUUAAGGACACGAAGGUGCCCAACGCGUGCCUGUUCACCUUGAACAAAGAGGACCACACGCUGGGGAACAUCAUACGAUCGCAGCUGCUGAAGGACCCCCAGGUGCUGUUCGCAGGAUACAAGGUGCCCCAUCCUCUGGAGCACAAGAUCGUGAUCCGCGUGCAGACCACGCCGGACUACAGCCCCCAGGAGGCCUUCACGAACGCCAUCACUGACCUCAUCAGUGAGCUCUCCUUGCUGGAGGAGAGGUUCAGGGUAGCCAUCAAGGACAAGCAAGAAGGGAUUGAAUGAAUGAAGAGAUUUGUUGAGUAAAUGAAUGAAGGGAUAGAUGUUCUUUGUUAUGGAGGGCCUGUUGGAUUUCAGCCAAGUGCUUCUCUGUAGCUCUUCAGAUAAUACAAAAACCAUAAGAGUGAUGUUGCUGGAUGUGGCAAAGCUUGCGGUGUGACUGUUAAUUAUGAUUCUGUAAAUUUGAAAAAUGUUUCUGGUGCACAGUACAAGAACUUUGCAGAAAGCAAAGCCACUUUUUUCCGUAACAUAAUUGCCUUUGUUAUAAUCUUUGUUUUAUUGUUCUCAAUGUUUUGAAUAAAACAGUUGAAAC
This is a messenger RNA of Scleropages formosus (Asian bonytongue), 764 nucleotides long. RefSeq names its product RNA polymerase II subunit J (gene polr2j). Gene Ontology annotation, biological process: transcription by RNA polymerase II. Gene Ontology annotation, molecular function: protein dimerization activity; DNA binding. The coding region runs from base 104 to 457 and encodes 117 amino acids. The transcript has 4 exons. Lineage: Eukaryota; Metazoa; Chordata; Actinopteri; Osteoglossiformes; Osteoglossidae. Gene Ontology annotation, cellular component: RNA polymerase II, core complex. The record is from RefSeq and is a predicted model, not a curated record.